AUGAGGAAGACUGGUAGCAUUAGAUCCUUUGUUAUUUGUUCUGAUCUGAUGGGAUCACAAGCAUUAGAUGUAUUGGGGAGGAUGAGGAAGACUGGUAGCAUUAGAUCCUCGGAUUCUGUAGAAGAGGAUGUGUUAGGAUUGGUGAAACCUCAACCUGGACUCCUGUCUCAGCCACAACUCCCACAACCACAACCUCAACCUCAACCUCAAUUCCCCAGUCGACCUCAACAUCAGCUAGAACUUCGUUCUCAACCUCAACUUCAGUACUCAUCUGGCUACCCCCCUCCACCAUGGGCAGCCACACCUGGUUAUUGUAGCAAUCCAAAUCCUGUAUCAAGGCCUUACGCCUAG
Fraxinus pennsylvanica is the source of this 351-nucleotide messenger RNA. The record is from the annotation of a GenBank genome assembly. NCBI's taxonomy places the organism in Eukaryota, Viridiplantae, Streptophyta, Magnoliopsida, Lamiales, Oleaceae.